GAUCAAAAACAUUAACGAUACAACACUUCAUUUCCAAUGCCUAUGAAGAAAAAUACCUUUCUCCUUAUUUCCUAAACGCACCUAAAAAAAUAAAAAAACCUACAAAAUUGUCUCGCGCGUUUUCCUUCUUCUUUUCAAUUUUCAGUUUUUGCUUAGUUGUUGAGAAAAUGCAAGAAAGCAAAGAUCAUGUGAUCAAGUUGUUUGGUCAGAAGAUUCAUUUACCUGCUGAUGGAGAGAUUUCAACCAUCUCUGCCAAUGACUUUGACAAGGCCAAGUGUGGGAACAGAGUAGUAGUAGUAGAAGAAGAAGAAGAAGAGGAAGAUGAGGAAGAGAAAGAGAAAACGGAGCAAGAUUCUUUAGCAGAAAAGACCACUAAGACUGGACAAGAAGAUGACACUCCCCCUUCAAAUACAAAGGAGGCAACAAAUCCUUCAACCUCGCCAGAGCCUAAUGUAAACCACAAAACUCCCUCUAUCGAUGAAGAAACCAAAAAAACAAAGACGGGCAAGACUGAUAAAGAACAAAGUGAUGCUACUAACUCACAAAAGAAGACACUUAAAAAGCCAGAUAAAAUACUUCCGUGCCCCCAUUGCAAUAGAAUGGAUACAAAGUUCUUCUAUUACAAUAAUUAUAACAGCAAUCAACCCCAUCAUUUCUGCAAAGCCUGUCAAAGAUACUGGACUACAAGUGGUACCAUGAGGAAUAUGCCAGUGGGAGCCGGGCGUCGUAAGAAUAAGAACUUUGCCUCACAUUAUCGUCACAUCUCUAUUUAUGAGGCUCUGUUUCCGGGUCGUGACACUCUGCAAGUAGCUCGAAUUGAUGCUCCAAAUGGAGCACAUCACCAUGCAUUGAAAUGCAAUGGCAGAGUCCUUAACUUUGGCAUAGAUGCACCCAUUUGUGAUUCCAUGGCUUCUGUCUUAAAUCUUGGGGAGAACAAGGUUAUGAAUGGUACUCGAAAUGGAUUUCAUGGUCUUGAAGAAGAUAAAAUUUCAGUUCCAUGCAGAGGGGAAAACGGUGAUAAUUGCUCAAGUGGAUCUUCUGUCACGAUUUCAAACUCAAUGGAGGAAGGAGGUAAAAGUUGCAUUCAAGAAACAAUGAUGGGGAACAUUAAUGGCUUCCCUUCCCCAAUUCCUUGUUUACCUAGUGUUCCUUGGCCUUAUCCAUGGAAUUCUACAGUGCCUCUACCAGCCUUUUGUCCAUUCGGAUUUCCUAUGUCAUUCUAUCCUGUUGCAGCUUAUUGGAACUGUGGUAUUCCAAGCACUUGGAACAUUCCUUGGUUGUCUCCUUAGUCUUCUUCUUUGAACCAGAAGACUCCAACUUCCAGGCCAAAUUCUUCAACACUAAGGAAACAUUCUAGGGAAGGGGACAUAGCUAAAGUAGAUGAUUCAGAAAAAGAAAAGCCAUCCAAAUAGAAGAAUGGAUCGAUUUUGGUUCCAAAAACUUUAAGGAUUGAUGAUCCAAGUGAGGCCGCAAAGAGUUCCAUAUGGGCGACACUUGGGAUUAAGAAUGAAUCACUUAGUGGGGGAGGGCUUUUCAAGGCAUUCCACCUAAAGAGUGAUGAAAAGAAUCAUAUAGCUGAAACAUCUCCAGUAUUGAGAGCAAAUCCUGCAGCCUUGUCGAGGUCCCUUAACUUCCAUGAGAGCUUUUGAACUGUUGACAUGCUAGGUGCUUGAUGUAGGCUAGAAAAAAAGAAUUGAAUCACUUACCAGCAUCUUCUUGGGGAUCAAUUUGAUCACAAGCCUUGCUAAAGACGAGUUAGAAAGCUAAUUGAGAUGAAGACAAAUGAGGGGUAGGGAACAGAGAAGAUGGUUUAAUCAUUUUCUCCUUGGCAAGAUGAGAAAAGCUCAGGGAAACUAAUUCUCUUCUUGUAACAAUAUAAACGCUAAACAUGUGCCUUUUGUUUUGCUUAGUUUGCUCAGUUUGUAAUGCAUGUACAUAUCUCUAUAUAUGUAAAAUACAGUGACAGAGUUGGAGAAAAAUCUUUAGAUGUACCAAAACCUAGGUGUACUGAACUAAAUUCUCAUACUGAAGCUGAAGAAUGGAUCCUUUUUUGUUUU
Molecule: messenger RNA, 2057 nt
Organism: Theobroma cacao (cacao)
Lineage: Eukaryota; Viridiplantae; Streptophyta; Magnoliopsida; Malvales; Malvaceae
Source: RefSeq, a predicted model, not a curated record